AUGCUUUUCCUCCCAGCUGCUGCUCUGUGCUGUCUGUGUUCAGCGCUGGUUGCCAUGGCAGCACAGCUGAUUCAGGACGAUUUAACACUGACCAGGAGAGUUGAUGGAAACGUCUCCUUCAGCUGUCGAGGAACUGGCCAGUGUUACAGCAACUGGCCAGUCGUCUGGUACCAGAAGAAAGACACAGAAACAUUCACAAGGAUUCUUCGUAUUGACAAGAGCAGAUGUAAUAUAGAUUACAGGUUCAGUCAUCCUCAAGUAAACGAUUUUUCAGCUGUGAAUGAUCAGAACGGCUGUGGGUUGAAGAUCGAGAAAGUUAAACUCCUUCAUUCAGCCACCUACUACUGCGCCUGUUGGAAGAGUUCGUUUUACAUCUUUGGCUCUGGAACUAAACUGGUUGUAACAGGUGAGCAGGUAGUGAAGCCCGUGGUGAGCGUGUACCCAGCAGCAUCCAGAGCCCACCUGGAGGGGAGGAGCUCCCUGCUGUGUGUGGCCUCAGCCAUGUUUCCUCCUCUGGUUCGCUUCUCCUGGAAAAGACGAAAGGAGAAUCAGGAGCAGUGGCUCCCUGCUGAGGGAGAGCAGCUGGAGCUCAGAGAGUCGGGACGCACCGCCGCCAUCUUGCUGGUUGACAGGGACGCUCGCCACACGUAUAAAUACCGCUGCUCGGUCCAGCACGAGGGGGGCAGAGAUGAGGUCCAAACAGAACAAGGUAAUGAAGGCUUGGUGACUGUGUUCAGCAGUGAUCCAGCUUCAUGUGGAGACGCUGUUCCAGCUCUUGGACCAUGUCAGCACCAGGUGAAGCUGCUGUGUGUGCUCUACACAGUGCUGAUAGUGAAGAGUCUGGUGUACUGCUGUGGACUCUCUCUGCUGAGGAUCCUCUGAAACAAGGGACCGUCCACCAGCUGCUCACAUGCUGACUGACUGUUUCCUGCUCGCCUUUUCUCACCAUCAGAUCUCAUCAGUUCGUCUCAUUGAUCACUUUGAUCAGCA
Molecule: messenger RNA, 990 nt
Organism: Acanthopagrus latus (yellowfin seabream)
Lineage: Eukaryota; Metazoa; Chordata; Actinopteri; Spariformes; Sparidae
Product: immunoglobulin lambda-1 light chain-like
Exons: 6
Coding region: 1-882 (293 amino acids)
Source: RefSeq, a predicted model, not a curated record